AAUCCUAAACCAAACUAGCACAGGGCAUUCCUAGGCAGCCGAUAGAAUAUAGCAAUAUCCAGGUCAACCAAACAGUCCGCAACAACUAACUCACAACGCAACUUCGAUCAGCUUUCUUCCUGAUAGUCUGUCUUUGCCUUGCCUUGCCUAGCCUUGUUGGCAGUCUCAAAUGGCUUUUUUUUCUGCUUAGCGUUCAAACUCUUCUUGCUAUCUCACAAAGUGCCAGCGCUUGGCUUUACUUGAGAUUGUAUUCAAGUGUUGGAAAAGUUUGUUUCUUGUGGAAUCCAUCUUGCCUGGCGUAGCUUCAGUGAUGGCUUAAAAUGGAUUGAAUUGUCAUCUUCUGUAAACAAUUUCUUGAUAAAUAUUGUUUCAUGGCUCGGAAGAGUAAUCAGCAAAAGAAUGGCUUGGAUCAUCAAGCAUCAAGCCACAGAAAAAAGGGUUCAAAAUUGAGGUCUGCUGUCCCUGAUAAGACAGGAUGUGGUAGAGACAACAUGGUGAAGGUUUUUCCUCCUGAGGAUCUCCCAGAUGGUAACCAUCAAGGCAUUCCUUUUGUGGAUGGUGCAAGUAGGGCAUCUACCAGAAAAGAGAAGCAAACAACAGAUCUGCGGGAUUCUGACCAAUCAGUUUCUUCCAAGGGCAAUUCUGGUAGUGAUACUGAAAAUAUUGCUUCACUGCGAACUCCUAAUAUAAGAGAAGCAAUUGCUCGCCGUGGUAGAAAACAUGGAAAGAGUGGCCUUCGUUGCUUGCUGAAUGUAUUGCAUGUUAAAAAUGCAAUGGAGAAUGUUAAGUUUUCCAAUAAUGCACUGGUUAGAAGCUUAAGGGUGCAUGUUUCAUCCAAGUUGAAGGCAGCACUUGAGUUGUUGGAGAGACAGAAGCCAUUGUUUGUUUCUCUAACAACAAACUUUUAUAAUGCCUGUGAUUAUGUUAGAAUGAAGUUUCAGAAAGUUUAUGCUGCUGUUUUAGUUUUUUUCAAACAUUUGGCAAUCAUACUACUCCAUUUAUCAAUGGUUUGGUUGGACUGUGCUCUUAGGGGCAUUGAUUCUUUUCUGCGGAUGGGGAUGACAUGUUUCUUUUCAGUUAUAUGGUGCAGCAUUCUCUCUGUAGUUGCAAUUGUUGGGAUUGCAAAGUUUCUAAUGGUCCUGGUUAUAGCUGCUUUGGUCGCUUUUUUUAUUGGGUUCACCGUUGCAAUCAUAGUAGUUGCUCUUUCAGGAGCUGUUUUCCUAUGGUUUUAUGGAAGUUUUUGGACUACAGUGUUUAUUAUCUUCCUUGGAGGAUUGGCAUUCAAGUUGAACCAUGAGAGUCUUGCACUAUUAAUUACAACUGUAUACUCAAUAUAUUGUGCCUGGACUUAUGUUGGAUGGCUUGGUUUGCUGUUGGCACUGAAUUUGUCUUUCAUCUCAAGUGAUGCUCUGAUAUACUUCCUAAAGAAUAACAUAAAUCAACAAAGAACUGAUGGACCCCAUGAGCAAACCUCUGGGAUGCAAGGUGGACCAGGCGACAAUAGUGAGUCAGGGCACACUUCAUCCUCUGAAAAUGCCCCAGGGUUAUCUGCUGAUCGUAGUGCAGGAGUGCCUUCAACCAGUGGGGCAGACUCUGAGAUGACUUCUGAAGAUGAAGUAGCUCGGUUGUUAAACUGUACUGAUCACUAUUCAGCUUUGGGCUUGUCACGAUAUGAGAAUGUUGAUGUUUCUUUAGUGAAGCGAGAGUAUAAAAAAAGGGCUAUGUUGGUCCAUCCUGAUAAGAACAUGGGUAAUGAGAAAGCUGAAGAAGCAUUUAAGAAACUUCAGAAUGCUUAUGAGGUUCUCCUUGAUUCACUAAAGCGAAAAGCAUAUGACGAUGAAUUGAGGAGGGAGGAGCUGCUAAACUAUUUCCGUAGUUUCCAAAAUGUUUCUCAGAAGAAUGGCAGGCAUGGUUUUUUCUUUGCACCUGGAUCUGCAAGGUCAGAGGCUGAUACUGAGGACCCCAUUGGAGAUUCUCGGCUAAUAGCCUGCAAAAAGUGCAACAACUUUCAUGUGUGGAUUGAGACCAAGAAAUCAAAAUCUCGAGCAAGAUGGUGCCAGGAAUGCAAAGAUUAUCAUCUAGCAAAAGAUGGAGAUGGAUGGGUUGAACAAUCUUCCCACCCCUUAAUUUUCGGAUUACUGCAGAAGGUAGAUUUGCCUUCUGCAUAUGUUUGUGCAGAUAGCAAGGUUUAUAAUGCUAAUGAAUGGUAUAUUUGUCAGGGAAUGAGAUGUCCGGCCAACACGCAUAAGCCAAGUUUUCAUGUGAACACUAGUUUAACCUCCAAGCAUGGUCCCAGCAAGGGAACAAGUUCUGGACAAAGGGGUGGUUGGAUGCCACCGACUAACCUGGAUGAACCCAUGACUGAGGAGGAAUUUGUGGAGUGGUUUCAGAAUGCAGUGCAGUCCGGGCUGUUUGAUAAUAUUGGUGCUAGCACCUCCUCUGAAAGCCGAACUGCCAACGCUGCAUCAGGCUUCAAGGGCAGUGGUGCCAGUACUAGCAGUGGCAACAAGAGAAAGAAAAAGGGAAAGAAGCAAUGGUGAUUUCUUCUUUAUUCUAUUCCCUCUUGAUAAACUUGUAAGCUUUUAAUGAGCCCUGAAAAUAUAUGGCUCUGAAUCUGAUGGGAGAUAUUUUGUCUGCACCAAAUUGUAUGCCAGCAAGAGUAGAAAAAGCCUUUGAGGCGCCAAUAUGCAAAGCUUGCAUAGCUUUUUACCA
Molecule: messenger RNA, 2712 nt
Organism: Mangifera indica (mango)
Lineage: Eukaryota; Viridiplantae; Streptophyta; Magnoliopsida; Sapindales; Anacardiaceae
Exons: 11
Coding region: 372-2540 (722 amino acids)
Source: RefSeq, a predicted model, not a curated record